AUGAAGUUACGACUCGUUGGGAUGUUCUGUUUGACGGUGGUCAGCUGCAUGGCGGCUGUGCCUUGGAGAUCCGAAGGCAGAAUCGUGGGUGGCAGUGAUGCCACGAUCGAAAACCAUUCCUACCUAGUGUCCCUUCGUCGACUGCACAAGCACACCUGUGGCGGUGCCAUCCUAAACACGAGAACCAUCCUUACGGCAGCCCACUGUGUCUACUACCCGGAGCUGGAACCGUCGGACUUUGAAGUGCGAGCAGGCUCAACGUACCGUAACGAGGGUGGUCAACUGGUUGCGGUUUCCGAGAUCCACUCCCAUCCCGACUAUAACGACUGGACGCUAGAGUGGGACAUAUCCGUCCUGAAGCUGGCUAGCGACUUGCAACUAGGAUCCUCCGUACAACCAAUCAACUUGCCACUACGUAGCUUCGCCAUCGCCGAUGGUGUCGAUGUUUCGGUCUCCGGCUGGGGCUCUCUUUACUACCAGGGACCAUCUACCAAUCACCUGCAGCAGGUCACGCUCCCCAUCGUCAGCAACUCCCGGUGCGGCAUGGCGUACCAGAACUUCGCCCCGAUUCUUCCAUACCAUAUCUGCGCCGGCCAUAAAGGCAAGGAUGCCUGCCAGGGAGACUCCGGUGGUCCGCUGGUCUACCAGAACCAGGUGAUCGGAAUCGUUUCGUGGGGCUACGGGUGUGCCUUCGAGAACUAUCCGUCGGUGUACACGAGGGUGUCGGAAUUCCUGGACUUUAUCACAGUGCGCCUCUAA
Molecule: messenger RNA, 759 nt
Organism: Anopheles coustani
Lineage: Eukaryota; Metazoa; Arthropoda; Insecta; Diptera; Culicidae
Product: trypsin-3-like
Exons: 4
Coding region: 1-759 (252 amino acids)
Biological process (GO): proteolysis
Molecular function (GO): serine-type endopeptidase activity
Source: RefSeq, a predicted model, not a curated record